Messenger RNA from Lathyrus oleraceus (garden pea), 726 nucleotides. RefSeq names its product replication factor C subunit 2. Bases 77 to 664 code for a protein of 195 amino acids. Gene Ontology annotation, cellular component: nucleus; DNA replication factor C complex. The record is from RefSeq and is a predicted model, not a curated record. NCBI's taxonomy places the organism in Eukaryota, Viridiplantae, Streptophyta, Magnoliopsida, Fabales, Fabaceae. Gene Ontology annotation, biological process: DNA-templated DNA replication; DNA repair. The transcript is spliced from 5 exons. Gene Ontology annotation, molecular function: DNA clamp loader activity; ATP hydrolysis activity; ATP binding.
AGAAAUUAGAAAUUCCCUCCAAGUUUGUCAUAUAGGGUUUGUCCGGGGUUUUGCUAUUCGCAUUCAGCAUCACAGCAUGGCAUCGUCAUCCUCAAGCAACAGCGCAAACUACGACGUACCGUGGGUUGAGAAGUACCGACCCAGCAAGGUCGUCGACAUCGUCGGCAAUGAAGACGCCGUCUCCCGGCUCCAAGUCAUCGCUCGUGACGGCAACAUGCCCAACCUCAUUUUAUCAGGUCCUCCUGGAACUGGAAAAACCACUAGCAUCCUCGCACUUGCGCACGAGCUUCUCGGUCCCAAUUACAGAGAAGCUGUUCUUGAACUAAAUGCUUCAGAUGAUAGAGGAAUAGAUGUUGUGAGGAACAAGAUCAAGAUGUUUGCUCAAAAGAAAGUAACACUUCCUCCAGGCCGACACAAAGUUGUUAUACUCGAUGAAGCUGACAGUAUGACAUCUGGAGCACAGCAAGCUUUAAGAAGGACGAUGGAGAUAUAUUCUAAUUCUACUCGUUUCGCGCUUGCUUGCAAUACAUCGUCUAAGAUUAUUGAGCCGAUUCAGAGUAGGUGUGCAAUUGUGAGAUUUUCGCGACUAUCUGAUCAAGAGAUACUUGGUCGUCUCAUGGUUGUGGUUCAAGCUGAGAAGGUUCAUGAUGGUUCUGUUGUAUGAUACAACAUUGGCAAGCCCUGUAAUUGAUGCCCUACUCAACUGUUGCAGGUGGUAUGCUUCAA